Molecule: messenger RNA, 5545 nt
Organism: Thrips palmi
Lineage: Eukaryota; Metazoa; Arthropoda; Insecta; Thysanoptera; Thripidae
Product: collagen alpha-1(I) chain-like
Exons: 29
Coding region: 52-5064 (1670 amino acids)
Molecular function (GO): extracellular matrix structural constituent
Source: RefSeq, a predicted model, not a curated record
CCGGGGCCCGUGGUCGACCUGCUGGACGCGGUGAAAGCCCCAGAGGAGCCCAUGGGGGUGGGCCGCACGGCGGGGCUGUGCCCCCAGGACACGGCUUACCGACUCGGCGAGAGCACCAUGCUCACCGCCUCCACGGCCCACCUGUUUAGAGAGGGAUUCCCGGCAGACUUCUCCGUCGUGCUGGUCGUCCGGCUGAAGAUAGGCACGCCGCGCUGCGCGCUGUUCACGGUGUACGACGAGGCGGGCGACGAGCAGCUCGUGGUGACGGUCGGCGAGGACGUCCUGCUGUUCUACCGCGUGGCGCCCGAGGACGAGGACGCCGACCGGGACGCCGACAGGGAGAAGGCGGCCACCGUGUCCUUCGGCGCCAACAUCGCCGAUGGCGAGUGGCACCGGCUGGGCUUCAGCGUCAAGGGGGACACGGUGACGCUGGUGCUGGACUGCAAGAAGCACAUCAACUACGCCCUCAAGAGGGGCUCGGCGCAGAUCAGCACCUCGGGCGUCGUCCUCAUCGGUCAGCAGCUGCUGGAUGAGGGCAUCUUCACGGGCGACGUCCAGGCGCUGUACGUGUCGCCGUCGCCCGAGGGGGCCUACGACAUGUGCACGUCGCUGAGCACGGACUGUUCGCGGCCGCCCUGGAGGGCGAGCAACGCCUCGGACGUGGCCGCGGCGUUGGCCAUGGCGCCCAACAUCACCAGCGUGACCGUGCCGCCAUCCGUGUUCCGGCGCACCGUGGCGCCCACGGCGGGGCCGGCGGGGCCCCUGGACGACCUGGCCAGCAGCCUGGUGGACGUGGACGGCCAGCUGGUGGACCUGGGCGGCGCGGAGGGCGGCGGCUUCACGCGACACACGUACGGAGUGUCGCCGUACGGCUCCAGCACGCCGGCCUACAACUUCAGCGAGGAGAUCACCGAAGACGGCGACCCCUACUUGGCGUCCUCCUCGGCGCGAGGCGCGGUCGGCCCGCGAGGCUACCCGGGCCCGCCGGGGCCGUCGGGGCCCAUGGGGCCGAAGGGGGAGCCCGGCCGCGACGGGCUGGGCGGCGUCAACGGCAUCCCCGGGCCGCCCGGCCACGUCUUCCUCAUCCCGAUGGCGCAGCAGAGCGGCAACGAGAAGGGACCCGACGGCAUCGCCGACAACUUCCGCCAGCUCCUGUCGCAGCACAUGAUGUCGAUGCGAGGCUCCGAGGGUCCGACGGGGCUGACCGGGGUGGCGGGGCCUGAGGGCCCCCCGGGGCCCGAGGGCCAAAAGGGCGAGCCGGGCGACGUCGGCGAGCAGGGGCCCAGGGGGCUGCGGGGGCCGCAGGGACUGCCGGGCAGGGAGGGGCGCCGCGGCCGGCCGGGCAGGGACGGCGAGAGGGGCGCCACCGGACCCCCCGGCGUCAAGGGCGAGCAGGGCGUUCCGGGGCAGCCAGGCUUCCCCGGCGAGAAGGGCGAGCGCGGCUCCACGGGCAGCCCCGGCGAGCAGGGCCUUCGCGGCCACGACGGCAUCCAGGGCGAGGACGGCCCGCCCGGCCUUCCCGGACUCCCCGGCGAACUGGGACCGCGCGGCUUCGCGGGGCCCAGGGGCUUCCCCGGCAUGUCCGGGCCGCCGGGCAUCCCCGGCACGGAGGGCGGGCCUGGCCCCAAGGGCGCCACGGGCCCCCCCGGACAGCCUGGCGCCCCGGGCCAAACCGGCAACGUGGGGCCUGUGGGGCCGCCUGGACCCCAAGGACAGCUAGGGCCUCCCGGCCUUCCGGGACCGCAAGGCAAGCCCGGCAUCCCCGGACUCCUCGGUGCCGACGGCGCCCCCGGCCACCCUGGCAACCCCGGCGUGCCCGGGGCGAAGGGCGACCAGGGCCCCGCCGGGCCGCAGGGCUCCGUGGGCUUCCCGGGGUCGCGCGGCGUCAAGGGCGACGAGGGCAAGCGGGGCAGCCCUGGCGACAAGGGCGACAAGGGCGACCGCGGGCUGGACGGCGAGAAGGGCGACUUCGGGCCCAAGGGCGAGCGGGGGCCGGCGGGGCCCAUCGGCGCGGCGGGCCUGGAGGGUCCAGAAGGCCCUAAGGGCUUCGACGGCCCCAGGGGCGAGACAGGCCCAGCAGGCCCUCCGGGCGAGAAGGGCAAGCAGGGCAUGCCCGGCACCCCCGGGUACCCGGGCCCUCCCGGCGACAAGGGCGACAAGGGCUCGGAGGGGCGGGCCGGCCAGGUCGGCGACAAGGGAGAGCGGGGCAACACCGGAGCGGCGGGCGAGCGCGGCGAGGCCGGACCGCGGGGCUACCGAGGGGCGCGCGGCCGGCGGGGCGGCGACGGCACGCCGGGGCCGAAGGGAGACACCGGGCAGCCGGGGCCGCCAGGCGCCCAGGGCGAGCGCGGCCCCCAGGGCGCGGAGGGGCCCCGAGGGUUCAUCGGCCCCCAGGGCGCGGCGGGGGCGUCGGGCAAGGACGGCCAGCACGGCCCCCCCGGCGAGCGCGGGCCGCCUGGCGAGCCAGGGCCGCCGGGGUCGGCGGGGUCACCCGGCGUGGUGGGGCCCGCGGGACCGAGCGGCGAGCCGGGGCCGGUCGGCGAGCCCGGGACGCCAGGGCACCCUGGUCUCCCCGGAGAACCCGGCCAGCCCGGAGACAGCGGCAAGGAGGGUGCGCCGGGGCCGGCCGGGCCCACAGGCAAGACGGGGCCGCCCGGGGGCGCCGGCCUGCCAGGAUUCCCAGGCGAGCGAGGACUGCAAGGACUGCCGGGCAUGCCGGGGCUCAAGGGAGAGGCGGGGCCCAUUGGGCCGCCGGGCCCCACCGGGGACAAGGGCCAGCAGGGCGAGGCGGGCAAGGAGGGGCCUCCUGGACCGGAGGGCCGCAAGGGGCCCCAGGGGUCUCCAGGCGGUCCCGGGCACAAGGGCGAGAGGGGCGAGGCGGGCACUGCCGGACCGACGGGCCGUGACGGCCUGCCCGGUGGGCGGGGACUCCCAGGGCCUCCUGGUCCCAUCGGGCCCCCCGGCGAGGACGGCGACAAGGGAGACGCCGGGCCUCCGGGAGAGAAGGGCUUCAAAGGCGCCAGGGGAGAGACGGGCGGGCUGGGCCCCGUGGGCCCCCAGGGGCUGCGCGGCGAGCCGGGCCCCAUCGGGCCGCUGGGCGAGAAGGGCCCGCCCGGCGAGACGGGCCGCCAGGGCCCCAAGGGCGAGGACGGCCCCACGGGGGUGGCGGGGGCGCCGGGCGCUCCGGGGCCGCAAGGAAUGCCGGGCCCUCCGGGUGUCAAGGGCGAGAUGGGCGACGUCGGCUCCAAAGGUCCGCCCGGACCGGCUGGGCCCCCCGGCGAGGCCGGGCAUCGCGGCACCAAAGGACCAGAAGGACCGCCAGGCCCCCAGGGCUUGGAGGGCCUGCAGGGCGCCAAGGGCGAGCCCGGGACGCCAGGACCCCCCGGGCCGCCAGGAUCGGACGGCAAACACGGCGAGCGGGGUCCUUACGGCCCUAAGGGCGAGGAAGGCCACGCCGGCGUGCAGGGACCCCCCGGUCCCAGGGGAUCCCCGGGGCCGGAGGGCCCCAAGGGCAACGCUGGGCCCCCAGGCUUCCCCGGGCCGCCGGGCGAGGCGGGGCUGCAGGGCCCCAAGGGCGACACCGGGCUGGACGGUGACGACGGCAAGGCCGGGGACCCAGGGCCGCCGGGAGAGGCAGGGCCACCCGGGAAGCUGGGACUCACGGGGCCGGCCGGCAAGCCGGGCCCCGAGGGCGCGGCCGGGUUGCAGGGCAGCACGGGCCCCACCGGAGAGAAGGGCGACCGCGGGCCCCUGGGAGCCCCCGGCCUGCAGGGGCCCAUGGGGCAGCAGGGCGAGCCGGGCCCACAGGGACCUCCUGGCGGCAGGGGUUCGCCCGGAGCGGCGGGCGAGCCCGGGGCCUCAGGCAAGGCUGGCGGCGAGGGCGCUCCGGGCAAGGCCGGCGCGGAAGGACCACGGGGACCCAAGGGCGACCGAGGCCGCCGAGGACCCAAGGGCCACCGUGGCGAGAUGGGCACGCCGGGACUCAAGGGCGAGAGCGGUGAGAAGGGAGACCGCGGCAAGCCAGGCCCGCCGGGCGUGGAGGGCGUUAAGGGCAACCAGGGACCACUGGGGCAGCUCGGCCCGAAGGGAAACGACGGCCCUCCCGGACUUCCAGGCCUUGAAGGGCCUCCAGGGCCCAAGGGCUCGACGGGGGUGGCCGGCCUCAAGGGGGAGACCGGCCCUCCCGGUCCGCCAGGACCGCCCGGGACCCCCGGAGAGCCCCCACUGGUGCCACCCGAGCUGCUCUUCCAGAGGGAGAACAAUGUGAAGGCGGACACGCGCAGGAAGCGCGAGGACAAGGACGGUGCCAAGCUCGGCGACGUGCUGGAGGACCCAAAGUCCGUGGACAUCGGCCCCAAGUUCAUCGACAUGUACACGUCCAUCUACUCGAUGCGACAGGACCUCGACAGGCUCCGGAAGCCCGUCGGCUCCAAGGAGAACCCAGCCCGGACGUGCCGCGAUCUCCACUACGGACACCCGACCUUCGACGACGGCUGGUACUGGAUAGACCCGAACCUGGGCAUGGCCGACGACGCCGUUUCCGUGUUCUGCAACAUGACGGGCGGCGGCGAGACUUGCGUGUACCCAGACGUGCACUCGAGAGAGAUGCCCAACAUCCCCUGGAGGAGGGAGGGGGACAAGAAUGACUGGUACUCCAACCUCCGCGGUGGCUUUAGGAUAACUUACGAGACGAUCGGCGUGGUGCAGGCCACCUUCCUUCGCCUGCUCUCGGAGCGCGCGCGCCAGAACUUCACGUACACGUGCAUCAACUCGGCCGCCUGGCUGCCCGAGGGCUUCGCGCAGGGCACCAAGAAGGCCGACAAGGACAACGCGCUGCGCCUGCUGGGCGACGACGAGCACGUGUUCCUGGCCAACGACACCGGCCCCGAUAGGCCGGCCGUGCUGCACGACGGCUGCAAGUCUCGAAAAGCUAAGAGUGAAACCGUUUUCCAAGUAAUGACAAAGAAAAUGACGCAUCUACCCAUUGUGGACUUCUACCCAGUGGAUUAUGGAUCUCCACAUCAAGCUUUUGGUUUUCAUGUGGGGCCUGUGUGUUUCAAAUGAAGACAACAAUUGGACCAUCUGCAUUUAUAUGCGAAAUGACCCUCAGCUUCGAGAAAGGAGUGCUUUGAAAGAUAGAGACUGAAUAAUUAAAGUGCAUCCAUUACAAUGCAUUUAGUGUCAUCAGCAGAACUGAUUACAUCAGCAAUGUUUUAAAGGACCAGAGCAUUUUGAAGCUGCUCAUAACAUCAGUGGAAAAGUGUAGAGCUGUAGGACUGAAUACCCACUGCAGCCCUCAAACAAACAUUUGUUAAUGUAUUAGAUUAAGGGAAAAUCACUGCCAAAUUAUUACCAUAUAGAAUAAGAAACUUUAAUUCUAUUUAUGAGCUUAUGAUUUUUCUCCACAAAAAAUUGCUGUUACAAAGAAAAUUUUAUAAAGUGUGCAGUCAUACAUAGUAUAUUUACUGCAGUCAGACCAUAAGCCUAAUAAUUUUUAAGAUGUGAACAAUUUUUUCAGGAAAUAAAAUAUGCACCAGUGUCAUAA